CCCACGGACGAAUGAAUGGGCCUCGCGCCCGGAUGAACAAUGGACAAUGGACAAUGGACAAUGGACAGUGGACGAUGCGCCUACGGGCAGUUUGGCUGAGCCGCUGGCUCUUGUCGGUGACUAACUGGCCCGUCGGGGCAUGUAUGUAUUCGCGAUUGCCCGUCACCGUGUCGUGCCCGCGUGCCAUGGGGAUGCCCUAAUCGCGGGACUGCGUGUACAGACGCCAGACAUCAAGCCCAGCUGCUUCUGUCCUACUCUGUCCAUUACACUAUGAGCCAGUCAAAUAGACAGCCGUUUAUGACAUUCGGGCGGCCUCUGGGCAAACAGCCACGCGAUCCCGAGACCACACAUGCCGCCCCGCCGCGUAAACGUGCUUUUCUCUUCAGUAAAUCUAAUCUUGGUCAGAGCACCGCACCGGCCCAAGCGCCAGUACUGCCAAAGCGGCCCCCAAUUCUGACAGCGGCCUCCACCUCAGCAGCCUCCUCGUCCGGAGCUGCCCAGAUCGCUGCGCGGCGUGCGACGGAGGCUAACCGGUCGCAGCCGUUGCCUUCAGGUGGGCAAGACAUGGACUCCGAAUUCGAAGGGGGGGCCUCCUCCACGGGGGGGUCAUCAGCACCGCCUCCUCAGCCCCCGCCCCGUAUGCGCGGCCGGCUUAAGCAGAACUACUCUUUCUGGAAGACAUUUGUGCGCUCCCAGCUGGUGUUGUCCUGGAUUCUGGCGGGUUUCCCUCUGAAAUGGGCGGAUGGCCCGCCUGCGCCAGUGUGGCUCGCCAACCAUUCAUCUGCCUACGAGCACACGGGCUAAGUGGACUCCGCUAUUGCAGACUUAGUUGCCACGGGGGCUGCCGAGCCCGUCGAUGUGCAGCCGACUUGCGUUCUUCCGUUGGGCGUAGUGCCCAAGAAAGGCACAUCUAAAUAUCGCCUUAUCUUUGACGCCCGAUACAUCAACGAGCAUUUGGUUGUGCCCAGCUUCCAGUAUGAGGGCCUCUCCGCACUACCCGAGAUACUGCAACCUAACGAUUUUCUAUUCACUGUGGACCUGAAAUCAGGCUAUCAUCACAUCGAUAUGCACCCCGACGCCUGGCCAUACUUAGGCUUCGAGUGGCGCGGUCAGUUUUUCCGUUUCGUUCAGCUGCCAUUCGGCCUGGCGCCGGCUUGUUGGGUGUUCACGAAGGUAACCCGCGAGUUACAACAGUAUUGGCGCGCAGAUGGUCACCGCUGCGCUCAGUAUAUCGACGACGGGCUGCACGCCCACCAGGACCGCUCAGCCCUCUCGCAAUGGCAAGCACGCGUUCUAUCAGACCUGGACAACUGUGGUUUCUUGGUCAGCACGGACAAAUGCUCAUUGGAACCCGAACAUCGCAAGGAAUUCCUCGGCGCCACGGUGGACACCGAGGCAGGGCGCAUGUGGGUACCGGAAGGAAAGCGUGUUGCUGCCCGGGCGCGGGUGGCCUCCGCUCUCGCUGCCUACCAGGCGCACGAGACCGUACGCGUUCGGGAUAUUGCCUCCAUUGCCGGGCAACUGCUGUCCAUGUCGUAUUCAUUCGGGAAAAUUGCCGUGCUCAUGACCCGUCGCCUUGGGGCUUGGGUGGCAUCUCACACAGCCAACCUCCCGCCCACCGCAUUUGACCGACACCACCGCCUAGAUGCCUCUUCGGCCGCAGAACUGGAAUUCUGGCUCACCGCCUGGGACCGCUUUGACGGCGCCCGGCCGCUGUGGCGCCCGCCCCAUAUGCUGUCCGUGACCAUCAACACUGACGCAGCGGGCCGUUCAGAUUACCACUUUGGCGGUUGGGGCGGGUGGACCUCCGAACGGGGAGAACUGCGGCUGGCGGCAGGGCAGUGGACCUUUGACACCGCCAAGUUCUCCUCAACGUACCUCGAACUGCGUAGUAUGCUGAACGUACUGGAGGCGCUCAAUCAGGGUGGCCGUUGGGACGGCCAGCGCAUCCUGAUUCGCACGGAUAGCCAACCCGCACGCGAUGUGAUGGCUAAGGGCGGUUCUGUGGUUGCGGCUAUCCAGGACGUGUGCGCGCCGCUUUUGUGGUAUUGUAUUGAGCGCAAUAUUGAUUUGGUACUUGAAUGGGUCCCACGCGAACGUAACGCGCUGGCAGACUCCCUGUCAAAGUGGCAAGACCCACACGGUUGGAAGCUGCAACCCCAGCUGUUUGCGCAACUAGCGGCGCGCUGGGGCCACGAAGGGCGUUUUGCCUUCGACCUGUUUGCAUCUGAUGCUAAUUUCCAAUGCACGCCGUAUUACACGUUUUAUCACUCACCUACCGCUGCGGGGGUAAAUGCUUUCGCAUACGAAUGGCCACAGGGCCCCAAUAUUGCUUGGUGCUAUCCCCCGUUUGGUAUUAUUAGUCGGGUACUCGCCCAUGCCCGCGCAUGCGGUGCCCGGCUGUGCUUAGUCGCCCCCUACUGGCCCCGUGCCGUGUGGUGGCCACAGUUAUUGCAAUCCCGUCAUUUAUUUCAUACGGCGGUGCACGAUGUGUUUGUGUUUGCACCGUCUGCGAAAUUGUUUGUGGUGCCGCCUACGCGCACGCACGUGACUCCCCCGUCACCAACAUGGCGCACGAUCGCACUCCUCUUGGACUUCACUACGGCCUGCGCUAAGCCUGUGCCUGUACCCCGCCUGUAACUGUAACAGUGGUCGCCA
Messenger RNA from Chlamydomonas reinhardtii, 2658 nucleotides. RefSeq lists its product as uncharacterized. The record is from RefSeq and is a predicted model, not a curated record. Bases 565 to 804 code for a protein of 79 amino acids. The transcript has a single exon. NCBI's taxonomy places the organism in Eukaryota, Viridiplantae, Chlorophyta, Chlorophyceae, Chlamydomonadales, Chlamydomonadaceae.